CACGCCGUGUGACGAAGGGGGGGGGGCAAAAAUAGUCCACAAGGAGAAGCACAUUAAAUGAGACUACAAAUUUGAUGAAUUCACAAGCGACACAUUAGGGGGCCAUCCACUUAGUACGUACGCAUGGAGGGGGGAGUGGGGGGGGUUAACCCAAAUGCGUACCCUUGCGUAUGGGGGGUCUACUGACAAUGUGCGUACACAUAGGUAACGAAGGGAGGAGGUGAAGCCUCGAUAAUAAUUUGUCUACAUUGGCCUUCAAAUGAGCCACAGUUCAGUGUCUUCAGCUGUCACACAACAAGUACUAGCGGGAGAAGCGGGCCUGUGGGAGAGGUGCCACACUUUGUGUACCACCUGACUGCUCCGCUAUCUAUCACGCAGCUCAGCAAAAUAAGUGGCUAAGGUACACAACUUAAUUCUUUAAUACAGCCGGCGGUGGACUAUCUGUUUGCUUAAACGCGUUAAUGUUAUUAAUCCUUGAUCGUUGCUGCGUGGAUUAAUCAUCGGCCGUUCUAUCGGAUUCGGGUGGAGGGGGGUGCGUCAGGCGUACGUACGCAGGUUGGAGGGGGGGUGUAAAAAGUACGCGUGGGUACAGGUAGGGGGGGAGGGGCUAAGUUUUGACAGAUUUGUGCGUACGUGUUAAAUAGAAAGACCCAUAUUUGUCAAAUUAAAUAUAAGCGAGGUAAAUGCAAUUGUUAUUACCUGAUCCAAAGCCUGGAUUUCCUUAAAUCCCCCCCUCCCGCUCUCAACUGCCGAAUGGACGCGUCUACUCGCCUGGCUCCGCCCACUCGCCUAGCUCCGCCCACUCGCCUGGCUCCGCCCACUCGCCGGUAGUGACGUCACACACAUCGAGGCGGUCUGGUGAGGUUGACGCUCCACGUUUAAGCUCCCGACAACAACGCUAAGUUUUAGCUCCAGGAUAUUCACUGAGCUCCACUUACUACAGCUGCUUCGCCAUGGAGUUCAAGUUCUUCAAACUGCUCCUGCCGCUACUGCUGCUGCUUCUUGCGGGGUUCCAUCCUUCGGCUGCAAAGCCCGUGAUGUCCAAAAACAGCAUCAGUGCGCCCGAGGGAGUGGAGCCGGCGAUGGGAAUGUCCGGCUGGAUCCAGCGGAUGCGCGGCGUGAAAAUGACGACAGCUCCCCCUCGGACCAGCGCGACUGCAACCCCUCAAGCACCCGACAUUGUCCACAAAUCUUCAGUCUACAAGACGGUUACGUUGUCCGUCCUAAGUUCCAUUGGGCUGAUCACCCUGUGUGUUGGUGCAAGGCUUCUAUACUGGCGUUACGUGAGCCUUUCAGCACAGCCUGCAGAUGAUGGUGGCGAAGCCAAUGUCAUGAACAGUGAUGAAGAAGACGCGCCACCAUCACUCUGGAGCGAUAUCUCACGAGUCCUCACGGCAAUUCGCCAAUACAUAAUGCCGCGGCCAAGGGCCGUGGAUGAAGAAGGUGAAGACGUUGCACCAGGCGGGUGGUUUAUGGAGAUUCUAACUACCUUGGUGCAAAGCUUGAAGCCUGAGCCAGGGACCAGCAGCAGCACAGAUGGCAAUGGUGAUGCCCACAAAAAGUCGCACCAUAAGGCGAAGAACCUGAAGACAGGCAAAAAGAAGGAAAAGUUCAAGAAAUUCCUGGCAAAUAAGAGAACACAAGUGAAGAAACUGCACAGCAAAUUCAAGGCGACUUUCAAGAAGAAAAUGCCAAAAUUAAAAUUUAGGAGGAAGCGCAAAUAGUCAUGGACAGUGACUACCCUUCCUUGACAACCCCUCCCCGCUCCUCCUCUUCACUCCGAACAUUUAUGAAUUAACAUGAUCACAUCUCUCGUCAUAUCGCAUUGCCUGCUCCCUACUUCAACCCUUCACAAAGUUAAUGAUUCCUCGUUUAGCCCAAAACAGAUUGUUUGGGCAAGGCCGGCAUAGUGGUCACGCCCGGCUGCCUUUGUUUCCCGAGUGACGAUCUUUUUGCAUUCACCAUGUCCUCAUUUGAGUUUGAGCCACAUGGCUGCCAAGGCAUCGGCAGCCCCGGGACAUCGGGGCUUUGUGCGGUCCGAAGGAUGGAAGGUCGAGCUCCGGGCCGGGGGAGUCUUCACCAUAUCAGCAUGCCGGGCACGGAGGGAAGCUUCGCGUCCGUGGAAAGCAAGCCAGGCCCAGGCUGCGGUUUCUUCCUUGUCGCGGGUCCCUGCCGGGACUCCACUGCUGCACUGCGUGGACAUUGCGGAACUCGUCGGUGGUUCGGGGGACUCCAUCGCCGUGGGCCCCUUCUCCCUCCUGGCUCCAGCCCCUCGCCCCGCCCCCCUUUGUCUUUCCAAUGCAAUUUUGGCCGACUACCUUUCAAUGUAUAUUUUCAAAUUAUUGUUAUGCUAGGUACAAUUGUAUAAUUGCUGUACAGCGCCUUGUUAAAGGCACUAUGUAAAUAUCAUUAAGAUAAGAUGCACACUUGCGCAAAUGCUGAUAUACA
This is a messenger RNA of Petromyzon marinus (sea lamprey), 2448 nucleotides long. RefSeq lists its product as uncharacterized. The record is from RefSeq and is a predicted model, not a curated record. Lineage: Eukaryota; Metazoa; Chordata; Hyperoartia; Petromyzontiformes; Petromyzontidae.